Messenger RNA from Linum tenue, 525 nucleotides. Lineage: Eukaryota; Viridiplantae; Streptophyta; Magnoliopsida; Malpighiales; Linaceae. The record is from the annotation of a GenBank genome assembly.
AUGAGGUGCGCGCAAGAAAUCAGAUGGGAACCGCCGGCGAGGGGGUGGGUCGCCUUAAACACAGAUGGCUCGGUGAAGAAUGGUCAGGCUGCGGCAGGGGGUGUUUUAAGAGAUGAAAGUGGGCGAAUCCUGAAAGCGUUCGCAGGGAAUGUGGGCGAAGCUUCAAUCACGCGAGCUGAAAUGGAGGGUAUUGUAUAUGGUUUGAGGAUGGCAUGGGAAGAGGGCUUCAGGCGGGUGGUGAUCCAAACUGAUUCACAAGCCGCGAUCCAGCUGAUUGAAGGAGCAGACGAGAGGACUCCUCAUUUCCUGGCGGUGCAGUCUGCUCGCCGGUUGCUGGACAGGGAGUGGCAAGUUCGACUUGUCCAUGUCUUUCGUGAAGGAAAUUAUGCUGCAGAUUACCUCGCCUCAGUGGGACAUCGGCUGCCGAUCGGUUUCCAUUCCAGAGAAGAGCCGGAUCCGCUUCUGAAUUAUUGGAUGUACUUCGAUGUAAUGGGGGUGGAAACAUCUCGUAUGAUUAAUAUCUAA